AUAAGCAGACCCUCCAGUUCAUUCAUUCCUCCCGAAAUCCCCACUCCAUCCAUCUAUACCCUAGCCGCCAGUCUUCUCGUCUCUCUCAUCGGCGGCGGUGGUGUCCCCUCCCCUCCUCUCCUCCCCGCAAGAUCAGGUGUGCCGGCGUGCCAGCGCCUCCACCCGUCUGACAGUGACGGCCUGACGGGCGAUGCGCUGGACGGCCCUCCGUCGGCACGAGUUCCUCUCAGCCAGGCGGCCCUAGCAGCUCACGGCCCCACCAUCUGGCAGGUAGCCGGCGGCGGAGCAGCAGUUCCUUCUCCUUUGACGGGCAACACGCCCACACGGCAACAAGGCCCGCUCCUUCGGCACCGCGACCCAACUUCUCCCUUCGCUCCCCCAGCGCUCGUCGCUCUCCACGCGGUCGGCCCGUGCGCCGCGCUCCACGCUCCCCUGCUCAGCUGCAGCUCGAGUCCGGCUGGUGCGGCAGCGCCCUCCCUUCCCACGACUUCUCUGUUCUUUCUCUCGGCCUCGGUCUUCCUUUCCUAGCGGCGACGACAGGGCGAGUUGCGCUGCCCGUGGUUCGUCGAGCGACGACGAACAUCCCACAGGGGUAUGCCUGCCUAUUCCCCUCCCUUCCCAUCCCUGCUGCGCGAAAUCAAACACCCAAACCUCUAAUGUAUGGUAUUUGUAUUCGGAUCUGACCAUAAUUUUGCCUACUAAAUUCGAUCUUUUUGGAAAAAGUUAUUGGGUGUACACCCAUGUCCUAUACUGGGUCCGCCCCUGGCGCAGAGCUACAUGGCAAUGGCGAAGUGCUGAAAAGUGUUGAGGUGCCUCAGGAUUUGGGAGGGAUUCCGGCCAAGGAGGUGCCUCUGCACGAGGGCAAGGAGGUGAUACUCGUCGAUGAUAAUGACAGUGGGCAGGAAGAUGGUGGGAAGGCUAAGGUGGAUGAGAAUGCACCACGUUUUGGGCUGAGAUUCAAAACUUAUGAUGAUGCGCUCAAGUACUAUAAACAAUAUGCUGAGGAUUCUGGGUUUGCGGCGAUCAUUCUGAAGUCAUCCUAUCUAAAGUCUGGGGUGUGCCGGAGGUUGGUGCUUGGAUGUAGUCGAGCUGGAAGAGGGAGAGCAAAUGCGAGCUAUCUGUCUAGAGAGUCAACCAAGAUCAAUUGCCCAGCAAGGAUCUCGUUAAAGUUAAGGCAAGAUAGGUGGCUUCAUAUUGAUGAUGCUAAGCUCGAGCACAAUCAUCCACUUAACCAGUCCUCCGCGUCACUCACUAAUUGUUACAAGAAGCUAACAGAUGCCAAGAAUGGGGAACCUGCUUCACGUUUGAAGGGUCGCAGGAAUGUUCCAUCCGAAAAAGAGCAAGGGAACUUUACUGAGAUAGGAAGACUUAAGUUCGGGGAAGGAGAUGAUGAGUAUAUCCAGAAGUUUUUUGGGAACAUGCAGAACAAGAAUCCUUACUUCUUCUACUUAGUAGAUUUGGAUAAUCAAGGGCGUUUGAGGAACUUGUUCUGGAGUGAUGCUAGGUCACGGGCAGCAAAUGAUUACUUUGGUCAUGAUGUUGUUUAUUUUGACACCUCAUACUUGACAGAAAAAUAUGAUUUGCCACUUGUUUUCUUCACUGGGAUGAAUAAUCAUGGGCAACCUGUUCUGUUUGGUACUGGUUUACUUUCAGAUCUAAGUGCUGACAGUUAUGCUUGGUUAUUUAGGGCAUUUUUAGCAUGCAUGAAAGGUCGCUGCCCGAAGGCAAUCAUCACUGAGCAUUACAAUGCUAUUCUAGAUGCUGUUCGAGAAGUUCUCCAUGAAGUUAGACAUCGCCUUUGCCUGUAUCGUAUUAUGAAAGAUGUAUCGGAGAAUUUUAAAGAACAUGCAGAGUUUAAGACAAUCAAGAAUGCUCUGAAGAAAGUAACAUAUGGAUCUUUGAAGAUCCCAGAGUUCGAAGCAGACUGGAAAAAGAUUAUCGAGGAGCAUGGACUUGGAGAAAAUGAGUGCCUUAGUUCCUUGUAUGAGCACCGCCAACUCUGGGCACCUGCAUAUCUCAGAGACAAAUUCUGGGCAGGGAUGUCUAUUUCACAGUGUGGGGAGUCUAUUUCCUCGUACUAUGAUGGUUUUGUGUACCCAAAAACUUCUUUGAAGCAAUUUUUCAGUAAAUAUGAGAUGAUAUUAGAGAACAAAUACAAGAAAGAGUGGCAAGCAGAUGAAGAAUCCUCCCAUAGGACUCCAUUAACAGUAACAAAGUUCUACAUGGAAGAGCAGCUGGCCAAAGCCUACACAAUAAACAUGUUCAGAAAAUUUCAGGAUGAGUUGAAAGCAACAAUGUAUUGUGAUGGUAUGCCAAUUAAAGUUGAUGGUCGACUUGUCACUUUUGAAGUAAAAGAAUGCUCAUACAUGGAAGAUGGAAAGGACACAGAGAGCAGGACCUAUGAAGUGUACUUUUGUAAAGAAGAGAAGGUUGAAAUUGAGUGUGAAUGUGGUUUCGUUCAGUUCACCGGUGUCCUAUGUAGGCAUGCAUUAUCUGUGUUGAAGUUGCAGGAGAUAUUUGAGAUCCCAUCAGAUUAUGUUCUGGAUCGCUGGAGAAGGGACUAUAAGAAAUUGUAUUCUAAAGCAAACAAACCCAACGAAAUGCCCCUUAGUGGCAUUGUUGAGCGCUCUGAUUAUUUGUUCAGUCAAUGCAGUCAGUUGCUCAAUCUAGGGUUUGUAUCUGAGAGUAGGUACCUUGUUGCUCUGAAGUUACUGAGAGAAGCGGAAAGAUCUCUCCUGGAUGAUGGACUAGCUGCCAGAGACAGGCAGUCAACACUUCUUUCAUUUGAGGCUGAUGCACCAGAAAACGGUCAAGGCCUUUUUAAUCCCCAGUUUUCAGAGAGCGUAAAGAAUUCUCAGUCAGCUCAUGCAAAACGUCGCGGUCGGCCACCGAAGAAAGUGGCAGAGUCUAAUGCUGAAACUGUAACACAGCCAAAUAAAGAACAGGAUUUUCUGCGGUCAUCAUUUGUCACAGAUGAUACGAAUAUGAUCCAAGGGCCCUCAGCCUCACAUCUUGAAGGUCCUCACAUGGGAGUGCAAGGAGGAAUUGAUUUAAUGGAAGGAAUACCAAAUCUCUCAUUUAGUAAUCAUUUUGGAAUGGAUAUCAAUCACCAACAUCAAGUACCCAGCCACCAAAGGAUGCAGCAGAGCAAUUUCAUGCAGGUGCAGGCAGAACCCCAUGGGUUCGCGAAUCAGUGGGUUUACCACCCAAUGUUGCAGGAUAAUCCAGUGCUAAGAACUCCUACGAGAAGAACAGGGUAGGGCGUGUUGUUUGCUUUAAUAUUUCAAUAGAAUUUUAGGCUACCAGAUUGUACGAAGUUAUUCAGACACUGCUUAUGUCAUAUUCUGCCAGAGGAUUGGGAAUGUAGACCCAAUGGAGCUUUACCAGGCUUACCUGGGUGCAACUAACAUGGUUGUAGACUUACAUUACUACAACCUCUUUGAUCCAUAUUUUGAAAAACUGAAUGCAACGGAGAACAUACAGUUCAUUUACAAGAACAGACUACCUCAAGUACAGUCCUUGAAUCGUGCAAAUGGACCUCUCAAUUUUAUCGGAGAGUGGGUAAAUGAAUGGAAUGUGACGAACGCUUCACAAGUCCAAUAUCAAUUGUUUGGAAAUGCGCAAUUAGAGGUCUAUGGUGAAGCAUCCUUUGGCUGGUCUUAUUGGACAGUUAAGUGCAACAGUGUGCACUGGGACUAUGAAUGGAACAUAAGGAAUAGGUAUCUUAUUGGUGGUUCACUACCCAUAAGCCCAAACUACAUGUUGCUUGUGGGAGGAUGCCUCAUGUACCUUUUGUCCGCAUUGAGAUGAUAGUACAAACUUACCUACAGAAUGUAGUCUUGAUCGUGCCUACGCAAAGGAAGAUGGUCUGAUAGCGCCUUCGCUAAUUUUGAGUAAUCUAUUGGUCCAAAAAAGGUCUGCCAAUCGUUUCUAUC
Panicum hallii is the source of this 3935-nucleotide messenger RNA. Its product is annotated as protein FAR1-RELATED SEQUENCE 6-like. Gene Ontology annotation, molecular function: zinc ion binding. NCBI's taxonomy places the organism in Eukaryota, Viridiplantae, Streptophyta, Magnoliopsida, Poales, Poaceae. The transcript is spliced from 9 exons. Gene Ontology annotation, biological process: regulation of DNA-templated transcription. The coding region runs from base 741 to 3260 and encodes 839 amino acids. The record is from RefSeq and is a predicted model, not a curated record.